This is a messenger RNA of Quercus lobata, 1365 nucleotides long. Its product is annotated as F-box protein At4g09920-like. The record is from RefSeq and is a predicted model, not a curated record. NCBI's taxonomy places the organism in Eukaryota, Viridiplantae, Streptophyta, Magnoliopsida, Fagales, Fagaceae. The transcript has 2 exons. Gene Ontology annotation, molecular function: protein binding. The coding region runs from base 1 to 1194 and encodes 397 amino acids.
AUGAUCGAUAGGUUCAGUGAUCUAUCCAACUCUCUUCUCUGUCACAUCCUUUCGUUCCUUACAACCAAAGAGGCUGUAGCAACAAGCAUUCUGUCGAGGAGGUGGAAGACCCUUUGGACUCGCGUCCCAAAACUCGACCUCGACACUGAUGACAUGCACCUGUCUUUGGAUAAAAUAGGCGAGUGCAACGAACCCAUCAAUAUCAGCUAUACAGAUGUUCUGUCCAGAGUCUUGGCUUUGCACAUUGCACCCUUCAUCCGAAGCUUUCGCCUCAGGUGCAAUUCAGAUUGUGCUCCUUUCCAUUUUGACACAUGGACUCGCACCGCCAUAGCACGUAACGUUGAAGAACUCAAGCUGCUAAUUUUUUAUUCGUAUGGGAUACACAUGGGCUUACCUUGCAGCAUUUUCUAUUGCCAAACAUUAGUGGCUCUGGAAUUAAGUGGUGGAAUUGAUCUUGAUCCUCCUUCGUCCUUUCAGUUACCGAACCUGAAGAUUCUGCGGCUGUUAGAAAUUUAUUAUUGCAAAGACUCUUCCUGUUUUUCCUGGCUCCUCUCUGGCUGUCCAGUACUCGAAGAUUUGUCAUUUGAAAGAGAUGGUUAUGACUGUUUGUACCACUUUCAAAUAUCUGUUCCUACACUGAAAUGUUUGCAUAUCGCGUUUAGACCAUACAGACUCGAUCUUAAUGAUUACACGAUUGAGAUAAAGGCCCCAGCUCUUGAAUACUUCAAAUUUGAAGGCGAUCUGGGCCACAUAGUUUUGCUCGAAAAACUAGACAACUUGUUUGAAGCAGAUGUCUAUAUUUGCUCAUUUGAUGAGUCUGAUUCUUUGGAAGAGAGUCAAAAAAGAUGCUAUGGAGAUAGGGUUUUCAAGCUUCUUCGAGCACUAACUACCGCAAAAUUCCUUUUAUUAUUUCCUGGUGUCACGGAGUGUUAUUAUAAGAGUAAAGACAAGUUAUGCUGGAUGGAGCCACCGGAUGAUCCUGGUUAUCUAUCAUCAAACCUUACAAGUUUUAAUUUUAGAGGAUUUAAAGGAUUAAAACUUGAAGUGGAAUUUGUAAAAUAUAUUCUAAAGGAGGCAAGGAUCUUAAAAACAAUGACAAUCAAUGUUUCUAGUGGAGAAUUGAAGGAAAGUGUUGUCGAGAAACUAUCAAAGGUCCCAAGGCUGUCUAGAACAUGUCUAGUUACAGUUGAAUGAGGUAUGUUUCUUUAAGAGUAUUGAAUCCCUUUUUCUCUUUGAACUAAUUUUCAACGGGUAAUUAGCAACUAAUUUCGAGGGAUGUCACAAAUGUUUUAUGUUUAUAGUCCUCUACUGGAGGUAAAGGUAAUAGGUGUUUACUCUUUUCUGGUUGUUAAUUACUCUUUCAUG